Mytilinidion resinicola is the source of this 1103-nucleotide messenger RNA. Its product is annotated as inositol monophosphatase. The transcript has 7 exons. Gene Ontology annotation, molecular function: inositol monophosphate 1-phosphatase activity. Gene Ontology annotation, biological process: inositol metabolic process; phosphatidylinositol phosphate biosynthetic process; signal transduction. NCBI's taxonomy places the organism in Eukaryota, Fungi, Ascomycota, Dothideomycetes, Mytilinidiales, Mytilinidiaceae. The coding region runs from base 27 to 1025 and encodes 332 amino acids. The record is from RefSeq and is a predicted model, not a curated record.
CUCUUUCAUUAUGACUUGUAUUGAUCAUGGCAGACCUUUCGAGAGAGGAGUUGGACGGCAUAUACGCUUUUGCUGUCAAUCUGGGCAAGGAGGCUGGGCGAAUGCUGAUGGACGCUGCGCAGCUGAGGUUUGGGGAUGAAAGGCCAAAAGAAAAGGAGCAUGUUGAGAAAGAGAAUGCUGUCGAUCUUGUGACGCAGACUGAUGAAGAUGUCGAAGCGUUCAUCAAAGAUCAAAUCACAAAGAAGUAUCCAUUACAUAAAUUCAUCGGAGAAGAGACGUAUUCAAAAGGUGCUUCACGCGACUAUCUAAUCGGCAAUGAGCCGACAUGGUGUGUGGACCCACUGGACGGAACCGUGAACUACAUCCACCUCUUUCCCAUGUUCUGCGUGAGCAUCGGGUUUAUAGUGAACGGCAAGGCUACGAUCGGCGUCGUCUACGCACCUUUUCUGAACCAACUCUUCUCAGCAUGCUCCGGUCGUGGAGCAUGGCUCAACGAAACUCAGCAACUUCCCUUAGUCCGCAACCCGAUACCGCCUAUGCCUGCCAAAGCUCCGGCCGGCUGCGUCUUCUCAUGCGAAUGGGGGAAGGAUAGAAAAGAUCGGCCGGAUAGCAAUCUCCAUCGCAAGGUGGAAAGCUUCGUUAAUAUGGCUGCUGAAAUUGGUGGGAGGAACGGAAGGGGUGGAAUGGUUCACGGGAUGAGAUGUCUAGGAAGUGCAACCUUAGAUCUUGCUUAUACGGCUAUGGGCUCAUUUGACAUCUGGUGGGAGGGUGGAUGUUGGGAGUGGGACGUUGCGGCUGGCAUUGCCAUUUUGUCCGAAGCAGGUGGCUUAGUGACUACUGCAAAUCCUCCAGAAAACGAAGCCACCGCCCCUGUGGAAGAAGUCAAACUCGGUAGCAGGUUAUACCUAGCAAUCCGCCCUGCAGGGCCAUCUCCUACUGAGACAGGACGGGAGGGGCAAGAGAGGACGGUGCGGGAAGUGUGGCGGAGAGUGCGCAAUCUAGAUUACUCUCGACCCGGCGCUUGAAUGUAUGGGAAGAACGCAUGCAAGAUCGCAUUGAUACUCAAUCAGAUGUACGCUUCAAUCCAAGUCGAAAAAAGGAUC